Akanthomyces muscarius is the source of this 966-nucleotide messenger RNA. RefSeq lists its product as uncharacterized. The transcript is spliced from 4 exons. The record is from RefSeq and is a predicted model, not a curated record. NCBI's taxonomy places the organism in Eukaryota, Fungi, Ascomycota, Sordariomycetes, Hypocreales, Cordycipitaceae. The coding region runs from base 1 to 966 and encodes 321 amino acids.
AUGACAGCGAGUGUGCGGGUGCUGGCUUUCACUAAAUCGUACACAUCUUCAACACUUUAUUUCCAACAAAUAUGCAGCGUGGAGCUUUCCAGUAGCAUUUUUUUUCGACGCUUGUCUCCCGAGAUCCAAGACAGCAUUCUCACUUUUGCGUUUGGGAAUCGGAUUAUCCACCUUGAGCUCAGUGCAGAGGACAGCCAAUGGCGUUUACGAGGCUUCGUUUGUGCCAGGAGCCCUGCCCUGGCGACGGAACAUCAAGACGUUGGACCCGUGAAUGAUUUGUGCCUUCAACAUCUAGCACAUAUACAGAGUCUCGCGAAGCCACCUCCUGAUUUUCAGGACCCAGAAAAAGGCUACCAGAUAGGAGCACUGGGAUGGUUACUGUCCAGCAAGCAAGCAUACACGUCUGGCAUCCGUAUCCUGUAUUCCCAAAACAAAUUCUUCAUUGCCGACGGAGACUUGAGCUCAAGAUUGCCAUUUUUCCUCCCGUCAUACAGCUUACAGCGCAUCACAAGGAUGGAGAUGAGUCUGGCCCUCGAUUGGAUGAAGCCACCGGAACAUUCAGACUACCACAAGCAACUGGAACUACUGCCAACCACUCUGUCACAUUUGCAAGACCUGCACGUCUCGUUUAAAUGCCAGCUUCUGACCCCGGUCUGGCUUGCCCAACAGCCCGACCAAAGAGAAGCAAUCGAGACUGCUCUCUUGCUGCCCCUCGAUGCCAUGGUUAGCAAGCUGGGAUCCAGGUGCCGGGUAAGCGUGGCGUUUCCGCCGGCACUUUGGAUCGCGAUGAUGGGUAGAGCUAGGAGGACGAGACCAAACCCCAACGACCUGAUUGUCGAGUGGGCGCCAAAGCCGCCAGCGCGUCCCUGUGGUCAUGGCGACCGAUUCUGGCGCUCCAUCCCCGCCACAGUCGAGGCCCAAGACCAAAUAAAAGACAAAGCGGGAGAAGAAAACAGUCAUUUGUAG